GUCUGGAGCGACUUACAUUUGAAACUUGUUUGGCUUCUGGCUAGGUUCAAAUCAGCGGGUCUGAUUGCUUCUUCAGACUUAGGCUGCCGUGACCAUGGCGGCAAUUGACAUGCUUUCCAGUGAGCUUGCCUUCAAGGCUCACGUAGAUGCUGCUAGCAGGGACUACGUGUGCGAGCCGCACCUUGAAUACCGGACAGUUGCAGGUGUCAGUGGCCCUCUUGUCGUUGUGGAGUGCGUCAAGAAGCCGAAGUAUGCCGAAAUUGUGGAGAUUCGGCUUGGAGAUGGGUCAUUCCGCCGUGGCCAGGUGCUGGAAGUGGACGGCACUCGCGCGGUGGUGCAGGUUUUCGAGGGCACAUCGGGCAUUGACAACCGGAAGACCACGUUGGAGUUCACUGGAGAGGUGCUUACGACCCCGGUCUCUCGUGACAUGCUGGGGCGUGUCUUCAACGGAUCGGGCAAGCCCAUUGAUGGAGGUCCCCCGAUCCUGGCGGAGGCCUUCUUGGAUAUCACUGGUGCCUCAAUCAACCCAGCCGAGCGCACGUACCCGGAGGAGAUGAUUCAGACGGGCAUUUCAACGAUUGAUGUCAUGAAUUCCAUCGCCCGUGGACAGAAGAUUCCGCUGUUUUCGGCUGCUGGUCUGCCACACAACGAUAUCGCUGCUCAGAUUUGUCGUCAGGCCGGUCUGGUCAAGCUGCCAGCAGGCCAAAAGAAGCACAGCCACGGUCACGGGGCUGAGGGUGAGGAGGAGGACUCGUUCGCUAUCGUUUUCGCUGCAAUGGGUGUGAACAUGGAGACAGCUCACUUUUUCAAGCAGGAUUUCGAGGAGAACGGCUCUUUGGAGCGCACGGUGCUGUUCCUGAACCUGGCCAACGAUCCCACUAUUGAGCGCAUCAUUACACCGCGUAUUGCGCUGACCACUGCGGAGUACCUGGCGUACGAAUGCGGCUACCAUGUGCUGGUCAUUUUGACGGACAUGUCAUCGUACGCUGAUGCGCUGCGUGAGGUGUCGGCGGCUCGUGAGGAAGUGCCUGGUCGCCGUGGUUACCCUGGUUACAUGUACACUGACUUGGCAACUAUUUACGAGCGUGCUGGUCGUAUUGAGGGCCGCAAGGGUUCAAUCACGCAGCUGCCAAUUCUUACCAUGCCAAACGAUGAUAUCACCCACCCGAUUCCCGAUCUGACGGGCUACAUCACGGAGGGCCAGAUCUAUAUUGAUCGCCAGCUGCACAACCGCCAGAUCUACCCGCCGAUCAACGUGCUGCCAUCGCUGUCUCGUCUCAUGAAGUCCGCCAUUGGCGAGGGCAUGACUCGCAAGGACCACUCUGAGGUGUCCAACCAGCUGUACGCCAACUAUGCCAUCGGCAAGGAUGUGGCAGCCAUGAAGGCCGUCGUCGGUGAGGAGGCGCUGUCGUCGGAGGAUCUGCUGUACCUAGAAUUUUUGGAGAAGUUCGAGAAGAAGUUUGUUGCACAGGGAAGCUAUGACAACCGCACAAUCUUCAACUCGUUGGACCUGGCUUGGUCGCUGUUGCGAAUUUUCCCCCGCGAGCUGCUGCGCCGCAUCACUAUCAAGACGCUGGAUGAGUGGUACGAACGCAAGGAGGACCAUUAAAAUGUUACCCAUCGAAGGUUCCUGGGCCACUCUGGUUGAUGCGGACGGGGUGGGCGCGACCAGGUCGAAGUUCGACCUGGACUGGAAAUCAUGCGACCCGUACAUAAACACGUGCUGUUGCGAUAAAAGUCCUUUCAUGUGUGCUGGUGCGUAUCGGGCUAGGGAAAUGUCCCACACUGAGGUCGAUAGGUGUGUGCUGGGCUGUGUGAUCAUUGAUUUCGUACUGACGCUGGCAAUUUUAACGUGAAAGAGCU
Volvox carteri f. nagariensis is the source of this 1863-nucleotide messenger RNA. RefSeq lists its product as uncharacterized. Lineage: Eukaryota; Viridiplantae; Chlorophyta; Chlorophyceae; Chlamydomonadales; Volvocaceae. The transcript is spliced from 10 exons. Gene Ontology annotation, biological process: proton transmembrane transport; ATP metabolic process. Gene Ontology annotation, molecular function: ATP binding; proton-transporting ATPase activity, rotational mechanism. The record is from RefSeq and is a predicted model, not a curated record. Gene Ontology annotation, cellular component: proton-transporting V-type ATPase, V1 domain. The coding region runs from base 95 to 1609 and encodes 504 amino acids.